AUGCCUUCCUCCUCCAAAAAGGCUGUCAAAAGCCGAUCAAAAGUAGUACAGCAACCUGAAUCCUCCGAUUCCGAAGAAUACGACAGCGAUAAUGGGGGUGUGGAUGAGAAAGGCAUGGAGAGGCUGAUGAGUGCAUUGGGCGACGAUGGACUGGAUGAAUUUGAUCGCGCUCAGCUCGGGUUGGUUGCUGGGAGUGACUCGGAGGAUGAAGAUAAUGGCGCCGGGUCUGAGAUUGAAGAGGAAGACGGGGAAGAUUCUGAAGAAGAGGUUGGAGAUGAAGAGGAGGGUGAGCAGGGUGCAGGUGUUAGUGACGAAGACAUGGAUAAGGCAGGGGGUUCUUCUGAUGGGGAGGAGGCAGGCGCUAGUGUAGCCGACGAUGAAGACGAGGAAAUAGCCUUGGACGAACUCGACGGUGGCGAACUAGACGAGGAUGUAGUCCCGAAACAAAAAGUCGAAAUCGACGACACGGUGGCAAUGGCACGCAUACGGGAAACUAUUCAACUUGAUCCCCAAAUGUCCUGGACGGAGACUCUGGUUCUGAGUUACCCAGAAACGAUUGACGUCGAUGUUUCUGACGAUCUUAAUAGAGAGCUUGCAUUUUACAAACAGGCCCUACACGGCGCUAACACUGCCCGUUCUCUGGCUGCAAAACACAACCUCCCCUUUACACGCCCAUCGGACUACUUCGCAGAGAUGGUGAAGUCUGAUUCUCAUAUGGAACGAAUAAGGCAACACAUGCUGGACGAGGGCGCUGGCAUCAAAAAGAGUGAAGAGAAGAGACGCGAGCGGGAAGGGAAGAAGUUCGGUAAACAGGUUCAGAUCGAGAAACUCAAAGAAAGAGAGAGGGGACGCAAGGAAAUGGAUGAGAGGCUGAAAGGGCUCAAGAGAAAACGUGGUGACAUGUUGGACAAACCUGCGGACGACGAUGGCUUCGACGUCGCCGUAGAAGACGCCAUCUCAGACCGACCAUCCAAACGUGGCAAAGGCCCAGUAUCACGAAAAUCUCGGGACCAAAAAUUCGGUUUUGGCGGCGCUGAUAGGCGAAGCAAGCAAAACACCCGGGAGUCAACUGACAGUUUUGUAUCUGGUUCUCGACGAAAGGGCAAAGGACCACGAGGUCCGGGGCCAAAAGGGUCAGGCUCAAAACGCAGCUCAGGAGGAAACAAGCGGCCAGGUAAAAGCAAACGGAUGGCUUCACGCAGUAAAUAG
Molecule: messenger RNA, 1209 nt
Organism: Pleurotus ostreatus (oyster mushroom)
Lineage: Eukaryota; Fungi; Basidiomycota; Agaricomycetes; Agaricales; Pleurotaceae
Gene: EBP2
Product: rRNA-processing protein and EBNA1-binding protein ebp2
Exons: 4
Coding region: 1-1209 (402 amino acids)
Biological process (GO): rRNA processing; ribosomal large subunit biogenesis
Cellular component (GO): nuclear periphery; nucleolus; preribosome, large subunit precursor
Source: RefSeq, a predicted model, not a curated record